Nomia melanderi (Alkali bee) is the source of this 4609-nucleotide messenger RNA. Its product is annotated as cytochrome P450 307a1. Gene Ontology annotation, molecular function: monooxygenase activity; heme binding; oxidoreductase activity, acting on paired donors, with incorporation or reduction of molecular oxygen. Lineage: Eukaryota; Metazoa; Arthropoda; Insecta; Hymenoptera; Halictidae. The record is from RefSeq and is a predicted model, not a curated record.
AGAUCGGCAGACCGUUCACAGACGGGACCAACCAACCAACCCGAUCUACCGAUACACGACACGACACAUCCUUUCGUUCACGGACUCUCACGCGCUCGUCGCACGCGAUCCUCAGGGUUUUGUUUAUCAUCCACCGGUUCCACCAGUAGCCACUUCGGCCGCGAUUAUUCGACUCGACUCGACUCCACACGAUUCGACACCACUCGUUCGUCCGAUUCGUUUGUUCGACUACCCGCGGCCGACCGAGAGAAAGUGAGAUCCCGGUGUUUUCGGUUUCGACGGUGAGACGACCAGGCUUCCUGUAUCUCGUACCCGCGAGACUGUACGUACCGCUGGGUCCCCUCUUCUUCUUCUGCUUCUUCUUCGCCGUCCACUGGACCGUAGAUUUUCGGGACGCCAAUCACGCUCGAUCCUCGCACGAUCCGUCCUCGCACCACGUGCCGCUAGAUUACCGAGCGGAGCGCAACAACGCCGACCGAGGUUUCCUCGUGAACCCUAGGUCCUGGUUUAUCAGCCACCUCAGAAGUCACCUCAGUCGUUCAAGUGUAUCCACGGACAGCGAGCGUCCAAGAUGAUACCUUUGACAGCCACCACGUGCUUCCUGAUCGCGAUCACGUUCGUCGCGCUGGUCAUAAUUCUGCUUGAUCACCUACGAUCCAAGAAAUCAUCGAAAGAGGACAUCCUCGACGGUUGGAACGACAGCAUGCCCGAGCCACCCGGCCCGAAACCCUGGCCGAUCCUGGGCUCCCUUCAUAUCCUGGGACGCUACGACGUGCCCUACAAAGCUUUCGGCGACCUUGUCAGGGACUUCGACUGCCAGGUAAUCAAGCUCAGGAUGGGAUCCAUGCCCUGCGUGGUCGUCAACGGUCUGGAGAACAUCAGGGAAGUGCUGACCAUCAAGGGACACCACUUCGACUCCAGGCCGAACUUCGCCAGAUACCAUAUGCUCUUCGGUGGGAACAAGGAAAAUUCUCUUGCUUUCUGCAACUGGUCCGAUGUCCAGAAAGCCAGAAGGGAAAUGCUCCGCGCUCACACCUUCCCCCGCGCGUUCUCCAGCCGCUACAACGAGCUGAACAGCAUCAUCGGUAGCGAGAUGCAGGGUCUCAUCGACUACCUGGACUCCCAGGCGAACACGAGCGUCCACGCGAAACCGUUGAUCCUCCACAGCUGCGCUGACAUCUUCAUCACCUACCUGUGCUCGAAGAGCUUCCCCCUGCAGCACACUGGCUUCCGUAACAUGGUCGAGAACUUCGAUAAAGUAUUCUUCGAGGUGAACCAAGGCUACGCCGCAGACUUCCUGCCGUUCCUGAUGCCACUCCAUCACAGAAACAUGGCUAGAAUGGCACACUGGAGCCACGCGAUCCGCAACUUCAUUGUCAGCAACAUCAUCAACGAGAGAGUCGACAGCUGGAAGGGGCUGGUGAUGCCGGAGAGAGACUAUCUCGAUUGCUUGGUCAAUCACAUGAAAACCGACGCCGAGCCACGAAUGUCCUGGAACGCGACGCUCUUCGUUAUGGAAGACAUCAUUGGAGGACACUCGGCUAUCGGCAAUCUCCUGGUGAAGGUGAUCGGAUUCCUGGCUACCCGGCCGGAAAUCCAAGAACGGGCGCAUGAAGAGAUCGAUGCUACUGGUAUCACUGGAGACUACGUUGGUCUGGAGAACAGAGGAUCGCUGCCCUAUGUUGAAGCUAUCAUCCUGGAGACCAUCAGGAUAAUCGCCAGCCCCAUCGUGCCACAUGUUGCUAAUCAAGAUAGCUCCAUCGCUGGUUACAGAAUCAAAAAGGACACGUUCAUCUUCCUGAACAAUUACGAGCUGAACAUGUCCACGGAGCUGUGGACCUCGCCGGAGGAGUUCAUGCCGGACAGGUUUGUGCAGCACGGACACCUGUUGAAGCCGGAACACUUCUUGCCGUUCGGAGGUGGCAGAAGGUCCUGCAUGGGCUACAAGCUGGUACAGUACGUGAGCUUCGCGAUUCUGGCCACGUUGCUGAAGAACUACAAGAUCGUGCCGGUGGAGAAGGAAGAUUACACGAUACCAAUCGGUAACUUGGCGCUGCCCGAGAUCACGUUCAACGUGCGGUUCGAGAGACGGUAGGGUUGAGAAGGGCUCGUAAACGUUGGUCGCCGGGAAAGGGCCGACCCUUCGAUUCCGACUGCCUCGAAUGAAGGUUCAAACUUCGAUCGGAACGGCUCGAACGUGAUCCGUCGAAGUCUGGCCCCGCGAGACACCGGGGCCGUCUUGAAGGACGAGCCGAAGAGUGGGUUGUCAAUUAUCAUUAAUCUCCUUUAGACGAAGCUCGGAUCAGUUUAGGGAAGAUCGACCAGGACUCGAUCUUUAUCGGCAACGAAAGCUUUACUGACAUUACUAGGUGUUUAAGCUAGCUAAUUUGUUGAUCGUCCCUCGACGCGUGAACUCGCUCCGCCGGAGCGAAUCGAAGACGAUCAGCCACGAAUAUCAGGAGAGAUGACUUGGACUGAUAACGAAGAGGACUGACCUCGCGAGACGCUGCGAAUUAAUCACGGAGAAAUGCUGUCGUUCUGGCGAACGCUUUAGGUAAACCUUGGCCCGCGACGAUCACGAAUCUCUCGCGUCUUUCCCAAGGGAGAUCGAGUUGCCGGCGAGAUUUUCUGAGAAAACCACGCUCGGGCUCGGCGUCGAGUCGUGUCUGUUUGCUUGUCAGCCGCGUGCUCGCCGCGAGAACUUCGGGGAACGGAUCAAAUCCCGCGACGAAGGCAAACGGAAGGCACGCGAUCGCGGGGACAACGUUCAGGUUGAUUAGGCUGCGGUAAACUGGAUGUUUUCGGACGAAUCAGUGUUCUUAAGAACUCGAUGCGUCAAAAUCAAGUAUACAUGCCGAUUCUUCUAAACGUUUCGACAUUUUUAAUCAACGCAUCCAGUUAACCGUCGCCUUAUUCUUCUCUAUAAUCUAUUUAUCGAAUAGCUCCAUUAACCCCUGGCCGCGUAAUUUUCUUUGCGACAUUCUCGUCGAAUUCGUUUCAUGUUAAUCCUUUGCACACGGAAGUUCUACAGUAGAAAUAUUUGAAUAUCUUCUGAUGAGAUAAAAACGAUAUUUCGUGAAACUAACUGGAAGAGAAAUCAUACGUACAUUGAGGAACAAAGCUAUUUUAUUUCAAUAUUUUUCACAAGGUAUAAUAUUAAAUAUCGAAUUUUAUAGUUUUACCGUAUGAAGUCUGAUGAUGAACGAGAGUCACCUCUCGAGUGCAAAGGGUUAAUAAAUUGAACUGCAUAUUUUCACCGUGAAUCUCGUCAUAGUACAGCAAAUAUUAUCAGUCAGCAAGGGGUUAAUCGCAGGUAUUCUUCAGAAAUCGAUCCGCCGUGUCUCCUUCGAUCGUCACGAUCGGCGACGAAUCGACCGAUGAUUCACGGCUCGUAUCGAGAUCCAUGGAUCAAAAAUCGCCGAGCGCCGCGGAUCUGAUGUUGACCCAGCGAUCACGUACCGGCAUCGUCGUCUGAUAACGAAACCUGAUAGACGAGAAACCGAGGGAAAACGUGAUCGGUCGAAGCAGGCCGAACCGCGACGAUUUCGCGCGCGAGAAAACAAUCAAAGGAUGGUUGAACACCUCGCGGCCCCUCCAAGAGGGAGAGAGCCUUAGGUCCCAACGUUCAAAUCGUUCGCGGUAUUCCGAAAUACUCGAGCAGAGCGUAUCCACGUCGCUGUUGAUCCAAACAUUGAUCGUUGCUCGCGAAACCGUGACGAGUUCGAAUUCUUUCUUGUUGUUCGUCUGAGGGUGGGCGGUGUGACUGUUGAUUCUAUACCUUUUUUUACAAUCUCCUCGUUUCCAGUUUCUAAGAAGCUGUUCAAGAGGCUCGUUCCCGAGAACGAGGUAAAAGCGAAGACCAAAGUGUUGAGCCGAAUUUGUUGAGAAGUUUAAGCGUCUAUCGGAAGCGAACUCGUCACGGUUUUUUGGGGAGGUUCCUUUUUUUUGUGGUCGCCGGAGACCAGGCCGGAUCACGAGAAAUGUUGGAUCGACGUUCGACGCAUUGGUCCAUCGUAUCGCUGGGAAAAGUUUUUGUUUUUUUUAACGGGAACGUCGCACCGAAGCGUACAACGUAAUAAUUUUUGUUAAUCUCGUUUCUCGACACCACCCUCGAACAUCGUUCUUUCUUUUCUCCUUGCUACAUCAUCGUUUUAUCAUCUCUUGUAAAAUUCCUCUGGAUUCCUUUCGAGCGAACGCCUCGUCCUCGAAUUAUUGUGAAUUCGAGACGGUCGUCGCGGAAACGGGAUAGAGAAUGAUAAAGAACGAACGAGUUCGAGUGAAACGAGGAAUGAAUUUUAUUGUAAUAUUCAAUUAUUACACGACUGAACAGUUUUUCUCAAAGAGAAACAUCGUCUGUUCGCGGGCCACCCUCGCAGAUAAUAAUUUAUUUCUGCUAUUGAGCAACGGUUCUUAUUAUUAUGUUAUUAUUAUAUUAUAUUAUUAUUAUUAUUAUUAUUAAUAUUAUUAUUAUAUUAUUAUUAUUAUCGCUUACUACUAUUAUCAUCACUAUUAUCAGUAGUUAGAUGUAUCAUCACGGUCUCUAUCCCCCAUGUUCAUGCUUCCAUGUCCGCACGUUAUUUUAUGUUUGUUAUUUAAUUAUCGUGAUUGU